Messenger RNA from Hipposideros armiger (great roundleaf bat), 2977 nucleotides. Its product is annotated as A disintegrin and metalloproteinase with thrombospondin motifs 14-like. Bases 1 to 1386 code for a protein of 461 amino acids. The transcript is spliced from 8 exons. Gene Ontology annotation, biological process: proteolysis; extracellular matrix organization. Gene Ontology annotation, cellular component: extracellular matrix. The record is from RefSeq and is a predicted model, not a curated record. Gene Ontology annotation, molecular function: metalloendopeptidase activity. Lineage: Eukaryota; Metazoa; Chordata; Mammalia; Chiroptera; Hipposideridae.
AUGAAGGCAGAUGACAAGUGCGGGGUCUGUGGCGGCGACAACUCCCACUGCAGGACUGUGAAGGGGACACUGGGCAAGGCAUCCAAGCAAGCAGAGUCAGGCAGUGUGGAUGCUCUGUCCUAUGCCAUCUCCUCCAUUUUCCCCCAGAUGCUCCCCCCAGCUGAGGGAGGCCCCCGCAGCAACCUGGCCUACAAGUAUGUCAUCCACGAGGACCUGCUGCCCCUUAUUGGGAGCAACAAUGUGCUCCUGGAGGAGACGGACACCUACGAGUGGGCACUCAAGAGCUGGGCCCCCUGCACCAAGGCCUGCGGAGGAGGUAUCCAGUUCACAAAGUAUGGCUGUCGGCGCCGACGAGACCACCACAUGGUACAGCGGCACCUGUGUGACCACAAAAAGAGGCCCAAGCCCAUCCGCCGGCGCUGCAACCAGCACCAGUGCCCCCAGCCAGAGUGGGUGUUGGAGGAGUGGAGCACCUGUAGCCGGAGCUGUGGGAAACUGGGGGUGCAGACUCGGGGGGUACAAUGCCUGCUGCCCCUCUCCAAUGGUACCCAUAAGACCAUGCCAGCCAAGGCCUGCCCCGGGGACCGGCCUGAGGCCCGGCGGCCCUGCCUCCGAGUGCCCUGCCCAGCCCCGUGGCGGACGGGAGCCUGGUCCCAGUGCUCUGCCACCUGCGGAGAGGGCAUCCAGCAGCGGCAGGUGGUGUGCCGGACCAAUGCCAACAGUCUCCGGCAGUGCGAGGGGGAUAAGCCAGACACCAUCCAGGUCUGCAGCCUGCCUGCCUGCGGAGGAAAUCUCCAGAACUCUACAUUGAGGGCUGAUGUUCGGGAACCUGUGACUCCAGAGGGGCAGCCACAAUCUGGGCCCCUAUAUCCUCUUAACAAGAUAUCAACAGAGCCCUGCGUGGGGGACAGGUCCAUCUUCUGCCAGAUGGAAGUGCUUGACCGCUACUGCUCCAUCCCCGGCUACCACCGGCUGUGCUGUGAGUCCUGUACCAAGAAGUCCUCAGGCCUUGACGCCAGCCCGGAACCCACUCUGGCCUCACCAUCACCAUUCUCUACUCCUGGGAGCCCCUUACCAGGAUCCAAGGCCCCCAAAGGUGCUGUUGAACUCACUGUGGGGCCAAUGGGCUCAACCAACCAUCCACAUGGCCGACCCACACAGCUCCCAGGACCACUGGGCACGCUCCCCCCAGUGACUCAGCACCACUUCGCUCCCCAGAAACUCAGCCCUGGAGCAUUGAAGGGCACUUCUGCUAGCACCACCCAGUUGCUGCCUUGGGGCUGGACCACUGGUGCACCUACAGCGGCCUCAGAGGAUAAAGAGCAGCUCAGGGAAGACCCGAAACAUUCAGGCACCAGCCUUCCUGCCACCUCCCCAGUGACAUGAGCCCUACCUUGCCAAUCCCGCCAGUCAAGUUUACACUCUGUGUGCCCCAAGACCCCCAGCUCAGAGGACACACCGUGGGGCAGGGACAACCACAGACUUCCUUUUAAAUUAUUUGCCUUCUUGUUGUUCUAGUUUGGGGCUGUGAUACUUUUCACCCAUGGAGUGGGUGUGCGAGGAAGAAAAAGAUCAGGGAAAGCCUUAACUCAACAUACCUCAGCAAGCAGCCCAGGAGACCGAGGUGAACCUCUCAGGGCUCCUGUCUGUCUCCCCUGCCAGGACUGAGGGCCAGCUAACAACCCCUCCUCACAGCCACUGGGUCCCAUACUAGACCUGUCUGCUGCCUGCCUUCACCAGAAUUUGUGGGAUUCCUGUGGAGGCCUUAUCUACCUGGCUCCUCUGCCCAGAGAGGCAAAGCAGAGCCAGGGAAGGUGAGGGGGGUGCCUGCAGGGCAGUCCAAGAGAAAGGGAGCUGGGGGUAAGUGUGGUCAUAAGGCUUCGGUUACAGGGCUGAGGUGAGUAGGAAGCAAGUUCAUCUCAGGCCCAGCUCUUUGUAGCGAGAGUUCCAUGCAGCUCCUGCAGCCAAGGCCAAGGCGCAGAGUCCAGCUUGCUUUCACUGGCUGGAGGGCAGUGUUGGUGGCCACCUUCGCCCCUGCAGACAGCACUUGCUAUUACUUCUGGGGCCUCCAGGUUACAGAUGGGCCUCCCAGCUUCACCCCAGCCCAUCCAAGAAGGGAGCUCUGGACACUCUAGAACAGGUAUCCUCCUUAUCCAGGCGUUUCCCAACUGGUGCUAGAGCCCUGGCUGGACCAGAAAUGGCAACUUUGUCCUCACUUGGGGGUAGGAAAGGAUCCAGCCUGGAAGGGGUCUUUGUGAGACACAGGUUGUGCCCUGUCAAUCAUUGCCUUCCACCCAAGACCAUUCCUGCGGGAGUCAGGGGUCUUCUUUCCCCACGUGACUCAAGCUGGGCCAGAUGGUGGUGCUGAUGGUGGUGGUGGUGGUGUUGGGGGUGUGCAUGACCGAGGGCUGAGGACCAGAGUCUAUUUAAAGUCGGGCCGUGGAGAUGACAAGGGCCACCCAAGACAGGAUGUGAGCCUCUGCCCCAUUCUGGAGUGGGGAGGAGGCACUGACCCACAGCACUAUGGGGGCCUCAGACUGCCCCCCUUGCUACCUCCAAGGGCAGGUGAUUUCCCUAGACCCUCUGGCUCUCUUCAAGCCAUCUGAAUCCCCCAGAUCCAUCCCAGGGGUCCUCACUCCAAGUCGUGCAGAGGGUCUCCCCGAUUCCUCAGCAGGUGACAUAGGUGCUUGCCAGUUCUUCCUUCCCAGGGGCAAGGGGCUGUUCUGAGCCAGCCUAGAGGAAUAGGAGCAGUGGGCCAGCCUGCACGCACCUGGAGAAGAGAGCCCUCCCUAGAUGGGGUUCCCAGGUGCCCUGUCCACCUGCUGCCCGCCCCUCCCUGGAUACUGGGGCACACACUGAAUCAUUCCUGAGACCCAGCCUGCCUGUGUUAAGGGGUGUAAACUCUGUGCCUUUGAGAUCCAGAUCUUUAAAUUUUUAUGUAUUUAUUAACAUUGUCCUUGGUGCUUUGUUUUGGACC